Molecule: messenger RNA, 4364 nt
Organism: Oryzias latipes (Japanese medaka)
Lineage: Eukaryota; Metazoa; Chordata; Actinopteri; Beloniformes; Adrianichthyidae
Source: RefSeq, a predicted model, not a curated record
GACGUCAGCACUGGCCUCUUCCACGCUCUGCGCCCUAAACCCGUCAUCAUUUUUACCGGGAGAGGCGAAGGGCAUCCGGGAUACCGGCCGAGAGAAGAGCCGCUGAGACACUCCUUGAGUGGACACUGGACGUUUGAUCAGGACCCUCCUGCUCUGGGACGGACCUGGGUGGAGUUUAUUUCUUUGUGAUUGUUCGGGACAUCCGGCCCAUCGGACUGACUGGCACCGCCGUGUGCGUGAUUCUUUAAGGACUGCUCAUGCAUCGUUUAAGGACUUGUGCGGCGCGGUUGCGCCCACUCACCGCCUCACAGGCGGCACAGACUGUCGGCCAGCAGCGCCCAAUCACAGUCGCCUCCACAGGCAACACAAGGACGUUUCAGCCAAUCAGGUGCUACUCUGCACCUGUGGCCUCGGAGCCGUUUCUUAAUGGGACGAGCUCCAACUAUGUGGAGGAGAUGUACUACGCCUGGCUGGAGGAUCCCAAGAGUGUUCACAAGUCAUGGGAUGUGUUUUUCCGAAACGCCAAUGCCGGCGCCCCUCCCGGUGCGGCCUACCAGUCCCCUCUGAGUCUGUCUGGGCUCGCCGUUCCACAGCUCUCCUCGCUGGUUGGAGCUCAGCCCAACGUGGAGAAGCUGGUGGAGGACCACCUGGCGGUGCAGUCGCUCAUCAGAGCGUACCAGAUCCGAGGGCACCAUGUGGCCCAGUUGGACCCGCUCGGCAUCUUGGACGCUGAUCUGGACUCGUGUGUCCCCACUGACAUAAUCACCUCCUCCGACAAGCUGGACCUGGCUGUGUUCAAGGAGAGGCUGAGAAUCCUCACGGUUGGAGGCUUCUACGGCCUGAAUGAGUCGGACCUGGAUAAGGUGUUCCGGCUGCCCACCACCACCUUCAUCGGCGGCUCGGAGACGGCGCUGCCGCUGAAGGAGAUCAUCCGCCGCCUGGAGAUGGCGUACUGUCAGCACAUUGGCGUGGAGUUCAUGUUCAUCAACGACCUGGACCAGUGUCAGUGGAUCAGGCAGAAGUUCGAGACUCCUGGAGUGAUGCAGUUCACGCCGGAGGAGAAGAGGACGCUGCUGGCCCGCAUGAUCCGCUCCACCAGGUUUGAGGAGUUUCUUCAGAAGAAGUGGUCCGCGGAGAAACGCUUCGGACUGGAGGGAUGCGAGUCCCUGAUCCCGUCUCUGAAAACCAUCAUCGAUAAGUCCUCGGAGAACGGCGUGGAGAACGUCAUCAUGGGCAUGCCGCACAGGGGUCGUCUCAACGUCUUGGCAAACGUGAUCCGUAAAGAGUUGGAGCAGAUUUUCUGUCAGUUCGACUCCAAGCUGGAGGCUGCUGAUGAGGGCUCCGGAGAUGUGAAGUACCACCUGGGAAUGUACCAUCGCCGCAUCAACCGCGUGACGGACCGGAACAUCACCUUAUCUCUGGUGGCAAACCCGUCCCACCUGGAGGCCGUGGACCCCGUGGUUCAGGGCAAAACCAAAGCCGAGCAGUUCUACUGCGGAGACAACGACGGGAAACGGGUGAUGUCCAUCCUGCUCCACGGAGACGCUGCCUUUGCAGGUCAGGGAAUCGUUUACGAGACCUUUCACCUGUCCGACCUGCCUUCCUACACCACGCACGGCACCGUGCACGUGGUCGUCAACAACCAGAUCGGCUUCACCACAGACCCCCGCAUGGCGCGCUCCUCCCCCUAUCCCACCGAUGUCGCCCGGGUCGUCAACGCCCCCAUCUUCCACGUCAACGCCGACGACCCAGAGGCCGUCAUCUAUGUCUGCAAGGUGGCCGCCGAGUGGAGAGCCACGUUUCACAAAGACGUGGUGGUGGACCUGGUCUGCUACCGCCGGAUGGGUCACAAUGAGAUGGACGAGCCCAUGUUCACCCAGCCGCUCAUGUACAAGCAGAUCAAGAAGCAGAAGCCGGUCCUGCACAAGUACGCCGAGAAGCUGAUCGCAGAGGGAGUCGUGAGCAGACAGGAGUACGAGGAGGAAAUCUCAAAGUACGAUAAAAUCUGCGAGGAGGCGUACGCUCGCUCCAAAGACGAGAAGAUCCUCCACAUCAAGCAUUGGCUGGACUCGCCCUGGCCCGGUUUUUUCACUCUGGAUGGACAGCCCAAGUCCAUGAGCUGUCCCUCCACUGGACUGGGCGAGGAGGACCUGAGCCACAUUGGACAGGUGGCCUCCUCUGUCCCGGUGGAGGACUUCACCAUCCAUGGAGGUCUGAGUCGAAUCCUGAAAGGUCGAGCCGAGAUGAUCCGGAACCGCACGGUGGACUGGGCUCUGGGAGAAUACAUGGCGUUUGGAUCGCUGCUGAAGGAGGGGAUCCACGUCCGACUGUCGGGACAGGACGUAGAGAGAGGGACGUUCAGCCAUCGUCAUCACGUCCUCCAUGACCAGAACGUGGACAAGCGCACCUGCAUUCCCAUGAACCACAUCUCCCCGGACCAGGCGCCGUACACCGUCUGCAACAGCUCUCUGUCGGAGUAUGGCGUCCUCGGCUUCGAACUGGGCUUUGCCAUGGCGAGUCCCAACGCCCUGAUCCUGUGGGAGGCGCAGUUCGGAGACUUCCACAACACGGCCCAGUGCAUCAUCGACCAGUUCAUCUGCCCCGGCCAGGCCAAGUGGGUCCGACAGAACGGCAUCGUGCUGCUGCUGCCGCACGGCAUGGAGGGCAUGGGCCCAGAACAUUCUUCAGCUCGUCCAGAGAGGUUCCUGCAGAUGUGCAACGACGACCCGGACGUCAUGCCUAACAUCACUGAGGACUUCGCCGUCCGUCAGCUCUACGACUGCAACUGGAUCGUGGUGAACUGCUCGAACCCGGCAAACUACUUCCAUGUUAUGAGGAGGCAGAUCCUGCUGCCCUUCAGGAAACCUUUGAUCGUCUUCACUCCCAAGUCUUUGCUGCGUCUCCCGGAGGCCAGAUCCAGCUUUGACGACAUGCUGCCGGGAACUCACUUCCAAAGAUUGAUCCCUGAUGGAGGAGUGGCAGCUGAGCGUCCUGAGGAGGUGAAGAGGUUGAUCUUCUGCACCGGGAAGGUUUACUACGAGCUGACCAAGGAGAGGAAGAACCGAGGCAUGGAAGGAGCUGUAGCCAUCGCACGCAUGGAGCAGCUCUCUCCCUUCCCAUUCGACCAGGUGAAGGCAGAGGUUGAGCGUUUCUGCAACGCAGACCUGGUCUGGUGUCAGGAGGAGCACAAGAACCAAGGCUACUACGACUACGUGAAGCCUCGCAUCAGGACCACCAUCAGCAGAUCCAAGGGUGUCUGGUACGCCGGAAGAGAGUCGGCAGCGGCCCCGGCAACAGGAAACAAGAAAGCUCACCUGAUGGAGCUGCGACGCUUCCUGGACACUGCCUUUGACCUGGACGCGUUCAAAGACCAGCAGUAAACCUGCGACCUGCAGCACCUGGAACCCCCCCCACCCUGACCCCCACACACAGUCUGCACUACUGACGACAGCACAGAAACUAGCACAAACGCGUCCUUCGGGUCCAUCGCAGAUCAGGUGAACUUUCCAACAUGUGGAAUCACAGGAUUCGAUCAAUCCGGCCAACGUGCAGCCAAACGGAACGGGAAGCACGCCGCAGCUGUUGUGCAACAUCAGUGCUGUGGUCAGUAGAUCAGCAGCUUCUCCAAACGCCAGCCUCCUCCACAGCUGCCUCCUCCACCCAUCGCUUUUAUUUAGAGGGUUUUAUGGGUUUCAUGCUUGAUCCCGGCUGCAGCUUCACCUGAGUAAUCAUAACAUGUUCCAGAUUUGGGUUUUUGUGCUGGAACUGCAGCUGUGGAGGACACGGUGUUCAGCUGCUCCUGAUGACGUUGAGCCUGUAACAAAAGCGUGAGGGUACACCCCUCCCUCCCUCCCUCCGUCCACACACGGUCACCACACCGUUUUCCUCUCUAGUCUUCUGCCUUCAUCUUCAUCACGACUCCUGAUAGGCUGCAGGACAGGAGUCUUCAUUGAGCUGCUCAUUAGCAUCGUUAGCUCUCUAAUGGGAGUCCUGCUAACGGGGGCGACACCAGGGUCGCUUCGGCUGAUUCAUGAACAAACCUUUGUAAUUGGUCACCACUGCAACACUGAGGUUUUACCAGCUUUUAUUUUGAAGGGUAUGUGCGCCUCUCGACAUGCACUGCUGAUCACCCGUUUCCCCCGCGGCUUGCUCUGCCCCCACCAUCAGACGAGUGUUCAUCUCGUGCCAAAAAUCGUCUCCCAUCUUUAGAAUCUCUCGUUUCCGUGUCGCAGUGAAAGUGACGACAGGAAAUGACAAAACGACCGCUACAGGCUUCAAAGAAAAUCAUUUAUUUAUUUUCAUAAAAGGGGAUUGAGGUCUUCUUUUGUUAUGUUGCUUCAUUCAAUAAAGGGUUAUAAACUGAA